AUGGCGGAUCUAAUGCCGGCACUUUGCUACUUCAAAAAUGCGAUGUGUACAGAUGGCGAUUUUUCAAUGAUCGAAACUGAAAUGGGAUCUUGUAUCCAAUUUAACGCAGAAGGUGAAUUGAAGAGUGUUGAAACAGAAGGCAGCGUGUUUGGAUUAAAGCUGUAUCUUUUUGCACAACAGAGUGAUUAUGCAUCUUUCACCACAAUAUCCGGUUUCACGGUACUGUUGCACGAGCGAGGCGAAUUUCCCGAUAUGUCGGGCCUAGGGUUACAAGUGUCACCGGGAGAAAGUGUCCACAUAGCUAUGAAGCAAAGACGACUGUCGAAUCUCCCUCCCCCACACGGACAGUGCAAAGAGAGAACUUUGAAGUACUUCCCAAAAUAUACCAAACUUAAUUGCGAUGCUGAAUGUUAUCUAAAUCACACACAAACAUGUGGUUGCCGCAUGUUUUAUCAACCAAAAACGGGCAAUCAAACAAUCGAUGAUCAGCGAACUUGUAACCUCAAAGAUAUCAUGUUUGAAUGUUUCAAUAUCAGCACAGAACAGAUGGCUGGUUACAGUGGCUGUGAUUGCAUGGAGGCUUGUCAAAGUACCCUUUAUACGCACUCAAUUUCACACACCAGAAUGUCUGAAGUAUUCAUAAAGAGACUGAUCGCGAUGUACAACAACACCGAUACAUCGUUCUUCCGUGAAAAUAUCAUCAUGCUGAAUAUUUUCUAUUCUGACAUCAGCGUCGAGGAGGUGGUGCAACAGGAGGCGUACAGCGCGCUGACCCUCUUCGCAGAUAUCGGGGGAGCGUUGGGUCUCGUGCUGGGGAGCACCUUGAUGACAGCUGCUGAAAUAGUGGACUUUGUUCUGGGCGUGAGUUUACGGAAACUGUUUGGAAAGAGAGUAUAG
Messenger RNA from Lingula anatina, 897 nucleotides. RefSeq names its product acid-sensing ion channel 2-like. Gene Ontology annotation, cellular component: plasma membrane. The record is from RefSeq and is a predicted model, not a curated record. Gene Ontology annotation, molecular function: ligand-gated sodium channel activity. NCBI's taxonomy places the organism in Eukaryota, Metazoa, Brachiopoda, Lingulata, Lingulida, Lingulidae. Gene Ontology annotation, biological process: sodium ion transmembrane transport.